GCACUCAUGGCGUUUGCUUCUCAUUGCAGACCGCAUUGCAGGAACAAGUUGCAUCACGAAAAGUAUUUGAAGUGACAUUGUGCCGACAGUUAAGAGUUUUUCUACAAUCUACUAUGCAAUAAGUUGAUAUCAGAUAUGAAAUCCACGUUGCUUGCAUUUUUAAUUAUUAUGACGUUCUCAAAAGGACGAUUGCAGGGCAUAUCGUCCUUUCUUCAAAACGAAUUCCUAAAGUUUCUCUUUCCUAAGGACCCUGGUUUAGUAAGAGUAAGAAGAAUGGAUCGAGCCGAAGAAAUAAACAGUGGAAAAAUAUUGGACUUUAUUGGCCUGAUAGAACGAUAUAAUUAUCCCGCUGAGGAGCAUAACGUGACAACGGAGGAUGGUUACAAUUUGAAAGUACACAGGAUACCUGGAAGUCCAUUGUUGGAUGGCAAGAAAAAAAAGGAAAUUGUAUUCAUGCAACACGCUCUUUUGGCUUCAUCUGAUAGCUGGGUAUUGCGCGGUCCUAGUAAAGACCUUGGUACGUAUUUGCGAUAACAUGUGGUUGUUAAU
Temnothorax curvispinosus is the source of this 549-nucleotide messenger RNA. Its product is annotated as lipase 3-like. Lineage: Eukaryota; Metazoa; Arthropoda; Insecta; Hymenoptera; Formicidae. Bases 136 to 534 code for a protein of 132 amino acids. The transcript has 2 exons. The record is from RefSeq and is a predicted model, not a curated record. Gene Ontology annotation, biological process: lipid metabolic process.